UUUUUUCCUUUCCUUCCAGAACGGGGGGCCUCCUCGUUAUCAGUCUGAGGUCAUAUCCUGGAUACCUGAGCAAUACUUGAACCCAACACCAUCAUGAGUCGACUUGGAGCCUGGUUUCGGGGGGCCGCCCCACAAUUGGGCUCGAACUCGGCACCGUCACAAGCAGACCUCCGGGCUCGUAGACUAGCUGCUUUAGAAUCUGCAAUUGCCAGUACUUCCCUGAUUAUGAACGAUGAUAUCGACGGUGCUGAGAAGGGGUUGCGGGAAGGUGAUUCGCCUUUUCAUCUUCUUGGAUUGGGCAUCUGUACUUUCAUGAGAAGUAUCCUCGGAUUCGAGAAAGAAAUCAUGCUUGAAGCGAGUAACCGUCUAACCGCCUGCGAAAAUGCUGCUUGGAACGAGUUGAGGAAGGCCCAGAGAGAGGCUAAACCUGGGGAGGACCGGAUCUAUCCUCCAGGAAGCGAGUAUGCAUUGGUCAUCGCUGAUGCCCAACUCAUGUCUGCUAUUAUAGCUGUCCUUCAUGAGAGUUUAACCGAGGCUCUCAGGGGCUUCUAUAAGUUACGGAAAGCGUUUAUGGCACUUGAUGAGAUUAUGCAAGCAGAAACAGCUUAUCUGAAGAAAAAGGGCCUUCAUUCGAGUCUAUCAUUAUCUAACGGACAAGCUGCUACAUCGUCAACUUCGACACCGAAUGGGCGUCUUAAUGGAACUGACGAUACUGACACCGAUCUCGAAUUUGUAGAUGCGGAUGAGGCACACUCGGGAGGGCAUACACCUUUGAACUAUGCGGGUCAUCUCGCCAAGAAUUCUAUUCCCCCUGAAGAACAAUUAAGUCAAUUGUCUUUAGACUCUAACUCCACCAAAAGACCAGCAUCAAAAAGGACGAGCAUGCCAUUGAGCUCAGCAUCAGGAAACCCCGAUUCAGAUAUCUUCAAGGACCCUGUAGAUAUUUUCAUCCAUAGUGGUGUUAACAUGUGUUUCGGAUCCUUGUUACUUCUACUUUCCAUGGUCCCACCAACCUUCUCACGCCUCCUCUCCAUUAUCGGUUUUAAAGGCGACCGAGAGCGUGGCAUAAAUAUGCUCUGGCAGAGCUCUAAGUUUGAUAACAUCAACGGAGCUGUGGCGGGCCUCAUGCUACUCUCUUACUAUAACGGUCUUCUAAGCUUUGCCGACAUCCUACCUUCCGAAGAGGAUGUGGAGAAAGGCGCGUUUGGUGGAUAUCCAAAGGCUAGAUGUAGUGCACUACUCGUUCAAAUGCGAUCACGGUACCCGGAUAGCGGACUGUGGCGAUUUGAAGAAGCCCGAGUCCUGGGUAACAGCCGGGACCUGCAUGGUGCACUCAAGAUCCUGAAGGAAAACCGAGAGUCAAAGAUGCGCCAAGUCACGGCGCUCAACAAUUUCGAGAUGGCUCUAAGUUCCAUGUUCAUCCACGACUACGACGACAUGCGCGAUAACUUCCUUCGUUGCGUCGAACUCAACGAUUGGAGCCCUUCGCUGUAUUAUUACAUCGCUGGGUGUGCGGAGUUGGAGAAUUACCGAAACGCGUUCCAUAGCAAAGAACAGAAUGAAUCACAGAUAAAUGUUCACAAAAAGAAGGCAGACGAACUCCUCCGAAAAGCGCCUACCCUAGCGGGAAAGAAGCGCUUCCUAGCUAGGCCUCUACCGUUCGAGCAAUUUGUCUCACGAAAACUACAGAAGUGGGAGGAGAGAUCCAAGGCGCUGGGUGUCGACCUAGUCGAUGCUGUGGGUGUCAGCCCCGCACAAGAGAUGACAUUCCUGUGGAAUGGGACAAGGAAGAUGCAAACAGCAGAACUCAAGAUGUCUGAGAAGGCCCUAUCUUGGGAUCGGCUGACGGCUUCUGAGGAGGCACGCAAGAAGAUCAAGGAGGAGAUAGACGAACAAGCCUCAAGAGAUGUGUGUCGCGCCGCGGUGGAGCGAGAGUUAGGCAAUCUAGACUCCGCUCGUGAGCUGUUAGACAGUGUCCUAGCUAUGGAUAAGUUGGCAUUCAGGGGCACCACCAAAGACGACUACGCGCUGCCCGCAGCUCACUAUGAGAUGGCGGCGCUCGCAUGGAUCGAAGUGCAGAAGCCUGCACUUCGGGGUCAAAUCGACGAGGAUGAUGAAGAGGAUUGGCUACAUGAGAAGGUGGAAGAAUGUCAGUCCUGGCUUGACAAGGUGGCUAAAUGGGAGGCGUUUGUCCUAGACGCCCGCAUCGGUAUGCGUGUCCAGACUGGUAUGGAUACGAUUACAUGGUAUAAAAAGGAACACGGGUGGACGACAGCCUGAUCACUGUCUCAUUGACGCAUGGCGGAUGGGUUUAUGCAGCAUCUAACGACACGAUUUCUUGUGGCAUAUGGGGGUAACGGGUUCCUUACGCAUAGACAUGUCAUAUUUAGGCGCGAAAUGGUUUCAUGAGUGUGGGAAGUGGCAGGUGUUGAUUGGGAAUAGAUAUGGGUCGGCCAAUGAUAUUUGCAUUUUCUGAGACAGGCUUACAUGGCCG
Molecule: messenger RNA, 2494 nt
Organism: Annulohypoxylon maeteangense
Lineage: Eukaryota; Fungi; Ascomycota; Sordariomycetes; Xylariales; Hypoxylaceae
Exons: 2
Coding region: 94-2280 (728 amino acids)
Cellular component (GO): mitochondrial outer membrane; cytosol; nucleus
Molecular function (GO): protein binding
Source: RefSeq, a predicted model, not a curated record